Molecule: messenger RNA, 684 nt
Organism: Endocarpon pusillum Z07020
Lineage: Eukaryota; Fungi; Ascomycota; Eurotiomycetes; Verrucariales; Verrucariaceae
Exons: 1
Coding region: 1-684 (227 amino acids)
Biological process (GO): regulation of proteolysis; regulation of Ras protein signal transduction
Molecular function (GO): phospholipid binding; peptidase inhibitor activity
Source: RefSeq, a predicted model, not a curated record
AUGCAUCUACUUCAUUACAGUAUCAUAUUGCCUCUCAGCCUUUCUCAAUACGUCUCAUCUUCUCCCUCUGCUCGCACACAGCAGAUCACCCUCUCAGGGAGCACUGGAACUGUCUCUUCCAUCCAUGAUGCAUUGACAUAUAGCUCGGUCAUCCCCGAUGUACUUGAUGAGUUUGAGGCUACCUAUUCCGUCUCCAUUGAAUAUCCGAAAUCUCAUGAAUCCGUUCAGCUUGGAAACGACAUUCCCGUAAAGUCUGUCUCUUCUCGGCCAGCUUUCGAGUUUCAUAGCAUCUCAGCUGAAGGUGGUACUCCUGGGUCAAGCCACAAGUCGUUCACGCUAAUCCUUACUGAUCCUGAUGCCAAAUCUCGUGACAAACCAAAAUGGAGCGAGAUGUGUCAUUGGAUCGUGACGAACUUGACGGCACCAGUGACCGGUGCAACAGGGGUCUCGAUGAAGAAUGAGCUGGUUGAAUAUCUUCCACCAACACCACCACCAAAGACAGGCAAACACCGAUACGUCUUCGUGCUGUUAGAGGGGCAGCAAGGGCAAGCAUUGAGCGCGCCAAAGGACCGAAAGCAUUGGGGAUAUGGCAAGAAAAGACAUGGUGUGCGCGACUGGGCUGAGGAGAAUGAAUUGAGCGUUGUGGGAGCGAAUUUUUUCUUUGCCGAAGAUGAGAAGCAGUAA